AUGAAGCCUCAACUGUUUGUCUUCGCGUUCGCCUCUCUUGGCCUGGCCGCUGUGGAUCUGAGCUCUGACAAAGAUUUGGAUACAUGUCCGGAAGAACAUAUGAGGCCGUACAAGGGCGACGUUUUCACGUAUGGGAGCCCCAAUGUGAAUAUGACGUGCGAUGUCGUCGUCAUCAGCUUCCCCCCCGGGGAUCCUCGACAGAAGCUGCAGAUCCCCAUUGACGGCGAUAAUGGCCCAUGUGCAGAGCCCGAGGAACUCAUCACUCUUCCGACCGGCGUAGUCGGACCCAUACGAUUGACCUGGAUGUGUAGUGGCUACACGCCAUAUCCCUGUCGUAUUAUAACCAUCAAAGACGAGAUGCCCUGCAGCGGCCACCACCACGAAACAAAUAGCCACACCGAGUGGCUUCCGUACCAGCUCAACUGUACGAAGUACAAGUACAAAAUCAUCGUCGUCGUCAUCGUCGGCGGCGACGAGUGCUGCACAAGCCGGACCGAGCGCUGCACCAGCCACAUCGAGCGCCAAGCCAGUCACAUCGAGCACUGA
Molecule: messenger RNA, 546 nt
Organism: Akanthomyces muscarius
Lineage: Eukaryota; Fungi; Ascomycota; Sordariomycetes; Hypocreales; Cordycipitaceae
Exons: 2
Coding region: 1-546 (181 amino acids)
Source: RefSeq, a predicted model, not a curated record